Salvelinus namaycush (lake trout) is the source of this 3718-nucleotide messenger RNA. RefSeq names its product probable E3 ubiquitin-protein ligase HERC1. Gene Ontology annotation, molecular function: transcription corepressor activity; protein binding. Gene Ontology annotation, biological process: regulation of transcription by RNA polymerase II. The coding region runs from base 436 to 3705 and encodes 1089 amino acids. Gene Ontology annotation, cellular component: histone deacetylase complex. The transcript is spliced from 20 exons. The record is from RefSeq and is a predicted model, not a curated record. NCBI's taxonomy places the organism in Eukaryota, Metazoa, Chordata, Actinopteri, Salmoniformes, Salmonidae.
CUCUCCUCUAUACGAUUGUAACAUAUACCCUCUCCUCUAUACUAUUGUAACAUAUACCCUCUCCUCUAUACUAUUCUAGCAUAUACCCUCUCCUCUAUACUAUUGUAACAUAUACCCUCUCCUCUAUACUAUUCUAGCAUAUACCCUCUCCUCUAUACUAUUGUAACAUAUACCCUCUCCUCUAUACUAUUGUAACAUAUACCCUCUCCUCUAUACUAUUGUAACAUAUACCCUCUCCUCUAUACUAUUCUAACAUAUACCCUCUCCUCUAUACUAUUGUAACAUAUACCCUGUCCUGUAGCUGGUCUAUACCGCUCGGUGCAGGCCCAUCGCAGCCAGUCUCGUAGAGAGGGCAGUGCCCUACAGCAGGACCCUGGACCUCUGUAUGACUUUAACCUGGACGAGGAGCUGGAGCUGGAGCUGGACGAGGAGACCAUGGAGGCCAUGUUCGGUCAGGACCUGGCCAGCGACACUGACAUCCUGGGCAUGUGGAUCCCAGAGGUACUGGACUGGCCAACAUGGCAUGUGUGUGAGACAGAGGAACGAGACGAGGUGGUAGUAUGUGAGUUGUGUGAGGCGAGCGUUGCCAACUUCAACCAGCACAUGAAGAAGAGCCACCCUGGCUGCGGGCGCAGUGCCAACCGACAGGGUUACCGGAGCAACGGGUCCUACGUAGACGGAUGGUUCGGAGGGGAGUGUGGCAGCGGUAACCCGUACUACCUCCUCUGUGGUAGCUGCCGGGACAAACACCUGGCGGUUAAGAGUAAAACCACAGUCCCCGUGCCGGAGAGGUCAGUGGCGGACAGAAGAUAUAAGGGACUGGCCCCGGACCUCUUGGGAAAGCAGGACUGUGUCUAUGAAGAGGAAUGGGACAUGCUGGAUGUUGAUGAGGAUGAGAGGUUAACUGGGGAGGAGGAGUUUGAGCUGCUGGCGGGACCGUUGGGUCUGAGUGAGCGCCGGGUCGUCCCGGAGGCCGUCCAGUUCCCCGACAGUGACCCCCUGGGGGCGUCCGUAGCCAUGGUGACCGCCACCAACAGCAUGGAGGAGACUCUGCUGCAGAUAGCUUCAACAGGUGUGUGUUUCCCAGGCUGCCAGGGCGCGGUGGAGAACAGCUCCUCGGCCAGGGGGACUCUGGGUGAGCAGGCCGCAGCGCUGGACAACCCCCAUGACAGGGUCAUGGCUCUGAGGAGAGUGACCUCUGCAGCGCAGGUUCUCCUGGCCAGGACCAUGGUGAUGAGAGCCCUGUCUCUACUCUCUGUCAGUGGUUCUAGCUGCAGCCUGGCAGCAGGGUUGGAGUCUCUGGGUCUGACAGACAUCAGGACCCUAGUCAGACUGAUGUGUCUGGCUGCAGCAGGGCGAGCCGGCCUCUCCACCAGCCCUACAGCUGGAUCAGGGGCCUCAGAGCGGCCCCGCGGGGCCACCAAGGCCAGUAAACCUAUCUCCUGUCUGGCCUAUCUCAGUACGGCUGUGGGUUGUCUGGCCUCCAACAGCCCCAACGCUGCCAAGCUGCUGGUCCAGCUCUGCACACAGAACCUGAUCUCGGCGGCAACGGGGAUGAACCUGACCACGGUAGAUGACCCCGUCCAGAGGAAGUUCCUCCCCAGCUUCCUGAGGGGCGUGGCCGAGGAGAACAAGCUUGUGACGUCACCCAAUUUCGUGGUCACCCAGGCCCUCGUGGCCCUACUCGCUGAUAAAGGGGCCCGGCUCAGACCCAACUAUGACAAGACUGACGUGGAGAAGAGAGCAGGUUUAAUUGCACAUUUGUAUACCCAUCCUUCCUAUAAUCCCACUGCUGUAGGACCGCUGGAGCUGGCCAAUGCGCUGGCUGCUUGCUGCCUGUCUUCUCGCCUGUCCUCGGGACACCGGCAGUGGGCCGCUCAGCAGCUGGUCCGCACGCUGGCCGCUCACGACAGAGACAACCAGAGCCGGCCUCAAACCUUCGCCGACAUGGCGGGUGACCUGCGCAAGUGCUCUUCUGUGAAGUUGGAGGCUCACCAGAGCAGGGUGAUCACGUGUGGUUGGUGCAGUAGGAAAGGCCUGCUGGCCACCAGCGGUAACGAUGGAACAGUCCGGGUGUGGAGCGUUACUCAGAACCAGUACACCCUCCAGCUGACCUGCGUCUUCAACAGAACUGCUGGUUCUCCAGAGGAGGGUGGACAGUGUCUUGGUUCCCCAGGCGACCCCAGUCUGUCUCCUCUGGUCUGGAGCGUCACGGGCAAAUACCUGGCUGCUGCCAUGGAGAAACUAGUCAACAUCUGGCAGGUCAACGGUGGUAAGGGUCUGCUGGACGUGCAGCCCCACUGGGUGUCAGCUCUGGCCUGGCCGGAGGGAGAAGCCGUGUCCCUGUGGUGCGGGGAACCCAAAGAUGUGUUGCUGGUGGGACGUAUGGAUGGAUCCCUGGGCCUUAUAGAGGUCCGCGACGCCUGCACCAUGCAUCGCACUGAGCUGGACCACUGCUACAGGAAAGAUGUGUCAGUGAUCCACAUAGCCUGGUACAGUGAGGACAGGCCGUUCGCCGUGGGCUACGCUGACGGGAAGCUGCUGAUUGGAACCAAAGAGCCUCUGGAGAAAGGAGCCGUCGUGGUCAUCGAUGCCCAUAAGGAGUCCAUCACCAGUAUAAAGUGGGAUCCUACUGGUCAGAUGCUGUUGACCUGUGCCAAAGAGGACGUGGUGAAGCUAUGGUCCAGCCCUGGGUCAGGGUCCAGCCCUGGAGCAGGCUGGACGUGUCUGCAGAGUCUCCCCCACCCUGCCCAGGUCAAUGGAGUGGCCUGGUGUGGUCUGACUGGACACGGAGCCAGACCUCUCAACAUGCUGGCCACGUGUUGCCAAAACGGACUGGUGUCAGUCUGGACCGUACCUCAAGACGCCUCUGCCUUCCCAGAAUCCCCCUCUUCUGGCUCCGAGCCCCGGAGGGACAACGAACCCAAAGCCAAACGCAAGCAGCAGCAGAGUUCCAGCAGGCGUGUGGAGGGGGCGGUGUGUGUGUUCCAGCUGAAGGGUCAUAUCACCCCGGUCAGGACAGUAGUCUUCAGCCCUGACGGCCUGGCCCUGGUGUCUGGAGGGGUGGGAGGCCUCAUGAACAUCUGGUCCCUACGGGACGGCUCAGUGCUCCAGACAGUAAUAGCCGGGUCAGGAGCCAUCCAGAACAUAGUCUGGAUCCCAGAUGUGGGCGUGGCCGUCUGCUCCAACAGGUCAAAGGAUGUGUUGGUGGUGAACUGCUCGACAGACUUCAUGUCCUCUCACCAGGUGCUAGCCACCUGCCGGACGGCGCUGAAGAAACAGGGGGUUGUGGGAUUGAACAUGGCUCCGUGUAUGAGAGCCUUCCUGGAGAGGCUUCCUGUUAUGCUGCAGGAGCAGUACUCAUAUGAGAAGCCCCAUGUAGUGUGUGGAGAACAGCUAGUCCACAGCCCCUAUAUGCAGUGCCUGGCCUCCCUGGCCGUGGGGCUACACCUGGAUCAGCUCCUGUGUUCCCCUCCCGUGCCCCCCCACCUCCGCCUCUGUCCCCUGGAGCCAGCCACCUGUACCUGGUCACCCGGCGAGUGGGCGUGGCUAGACUGCUUCUCCACCACGGUGAAGGCAGCGGAGGCCCUGGCUCGGGGCAACACGUUCCCAGAGGCCUUUGCUGUUCCCGACCUGGAGCCUGUACCCAAGGAGGAGAUGGUCCUUCUCAUGGACAACAGUACAUGGGGUUCUGGUAUGGAUUAAUACUCUCUUGUCU